CAAGGCAGGUCGGCAGGCCAGCUGGCUGGUGAGGGGACAGCUGGGUUGAUUAGAGAGUGAAUAUGCAGGUGACAAAGUACGUGUGCAGGGGAGAGACUGAGAAGGCAGUGACUGGGAAGAAGGUGAGGCCGUGAUGGUGAGGGCGGGUGUCCAGGGAGUAUGACAUAGGAGAGCAUGCAAAGCCAUGGGGGCAUGCUGGCUGCCACCUGAAGAAGAGCUUUUCAAACUAGCGCUGUUCUCUACUGAAUGCCCUCUGCCACUUGUUAGGGCAUUUGUAUUUCUUAUUUCUCUAGAAAUCAGCUCCAGUUUGGUUUUUGUCAAUCUCCAGAGCCUUCUUUGGAGAUGCCAGUUGGUACAAGAAAGCGCUGAACUGUUUACAGUCCCAGCCUAAGGUUCAGGGAGGGGAUGUGGUUUAACUGGGCCACAAAGCCCGGUACAGGACUCAUUUGCAUGGCCCCUGACGCCAUGUGACGCAGCCGGCUCCUCCUAUAUAAAGAAGCAGGAGCCAAAAUAUCUCCGAGUCUGGGUUGGACUGGCGGCCGUGGAGUUUGUGACAUACGAGGUGACACCCCUCGAGUCACUUCCCUUCAACUACAGCUGGAGCGCCUGCUUGGCUUUGAGUUCGUUCUGCAGCCUUCGCCCCGCUCCUAGACUCAGGGCCGGACUCCAGCGCAGAGCCCAGCCCAGCGCAGCCUGCCAGCAGCCGCCCAGCCGCCCAGCCCCGCACGAAAUCCCGCCAGAGCUUCCCAGCAGCCCGAGCCAUGAACACCGAAAUGUAUCAGACCCCCAUGGAGGUGGCGGUCUACCAGCUGCACAAUUUCUCCAUCUCCUUCUUCUCUUCUCUGCUUGGAGGGGAUGUGGUUUCCGUUAAGCUGGACAACAGUGCCUCCGGAGCCAGCGUGGUGGCCAUAGACAACAAGAUCGAACAGGCCAUGGAUCUGGUGAAGAAUCAUCUGAUGUAUGCUGUGAGAGAGGAGGUGGAGAUCCUGAAGGAGCAGAUCCGAGAGCUGGUGGAAAAGAACUCCCAGCUAGAGCGUGAGAACACCCUGUUGAAGACCCUGGCGAGCCCAGAGCAGCUGGAGAAGUUCCAGUCCUGUCUGAGUUCUGAAGAGCCAGCUCCCGAAUCCCCACAAGUGCCCGAGGCCCCUGGUGGUUCUGCGGUGUAAGUGGCUCUGUCCUCAGGGUGGGCAGAGCCACUAAACUUGUUUUACCUAGUUCUUUCCAGUUUGUUUUUGGCUCCCCAAGCGUCAUCUCACGAGGAGAACUUUACACCUAGCAUAGCUGGUGCCAAGAGAUGUCCUAAGGACAUGGCCACCUGGGUCCACUCCAGUGACAGACCCCUGACAAGAGCAGGUCUCUGGAGGCUGAGUUGCAUGGGGCCUAGUAACACCAAGCCAGUGAGCCUCUAAUGCUACUGCGCCCUGGGGGCUCCCAGGGCCUGGGCAACUUAGCUGCAACUGGCAAAGGAGAAGGGUAGUUUGAGGUGUGACACCAGUUUGCUCCAGAAAGUUUAAGGGGUCUGUUUCUCAUCUCCAUGGACAUCUUCAACAGCUUCACCUGACAACGACUGUUCCUAUGAAGAAGCCACUUGUGUUUUAAGCAGAGGCAACCUCUCUCUUCUCCCCUGUUUUGUGAAGGCAGGGGACACAGAUGGGAGAGAUUGAGCCAAGUCAGCCUUCUGUUGGUUAAUAUGGUAUAAUGCAUGGCUUUGUGCACAGCCCAGUGUGGGAUUACAGCUUUGGGAUGACCGCUUACAAAGUCCUGUUUGGUUAGUAUUGGCAUAGUUUUUCUAUAUAGCCAUAAAUGCGUAUAUAUACCCAUAGGGCUAGAUCUGUAUCUUAGUGUAGCGAUGUAUACAUAUACACAUCCACCUACAUGUUGAAGGGCCUAACCAGCCUUGGGAGUAUUGACUGGUCCCUUACCUCUUAUGGCUAAGUCUUUGACUGUGUUCAUUUACCAAGUUGACCCAGUUUGUCCUUUAGGUUAAGUAAGACUCGAGAGUAAAGGCAAGGAGGGGGGCCAGCCUCUGAAUGCGGCCACAGAUGCCUUGCUGCUGCAACCCUUUCCCCAGCUGUCCACUGAAACGUGAAGUCCUGUUUUGAAUGCCAAACCCACCAUUCACUGGUGCUGACUACAUAGAAUGGGGUUGAGAGAAGAUCAGUUUGGGCUUCACAGUGUCAUUUGAAAACGUUUUUUGUUUUGUUUUGUUUUGUAAUUAUUGUGGAAAACUUUCAAGUGAACAGAAGGAUGGUGUCCUACUGUGGAUGAAGGAUGAACAAGGGAAUGGCUUUGAUCCAACAGAGCCUGGGAGGUGUGCCCAGAAAGCUUGUCUGUAGCGGGUUUUGUGAGAGUGAACACUUUCCACUUUUUGACACCUUAUCCUGAUGUAUGGUUCCAGGAUUUGGAUUUUGAUUUUUCAAAUGUAGCUUGAAAUUUCAAUAAACUUUGCUCUGUUUUUCUAAAAAUAAA
Messenger RNA from Nomascus leucogenys (northern white-cheeked gibbon), 2469 nucleotides. RefSeq names its product TSC22 domain family member 3 (gene TSC22D3). The record is from RefSeq and is a predicted model, not a curated record. NCBI's taxonomy places the organism in Eukaryota, Metazoa, Chordata, Mammalia, Primates, Hylobatidae. Gene Ontology annotation, biological process: regulation of transcription by RNA polymerase II.